AUGGCUUUUGAAAUUCAAGAUGCGGUCCCUGCGGACGCAGCGGAACUCACACAAACUUUCUUCGCCACAUUCGGCGGAGACUUCAAUCGCACCAUGUUCCCGCAGACACCCGAUGUGACCACAUGGUGGGAACAAAACUUCAAAGACCUCGCUCGUCGCACGCUGGCAAAAGAGGGAGAUGAAGUUUUACUCAAAGUAACAGACGAAACGGGUGCGAUUGCCGGAUUCGCAAAAUGGAAGCGACCUGUGGGUGCAGAUCGGGAUCUGCACGAAGACGAACCAGUGGCUUGGGCGCCGAGUUGCGACAAGGACCUAUGUGAGCGAUUCUUCUCUGGCAUGGACGCACAGCACCAAAAGUGGAUGGAGGAUAGGCCUCACUAUUACUUGGAUAUGCUGGGAGUCCACCCUUCCCAGCAAGGCCGGGGCCUUGCAUCGAAGCUCCUCAAAUGGGGUCUCACUCGUGCCGACGAAGAGGGUGUGGAGGCAUACCUGUCUGCAUCACCAGAGGGAAAACCCAUGUAUGAGAAAUACGGAUUCAAAACCCUUGAAUCAUUCUCGCCCUUCGCUGGCUACGUGCAAGAAGCAAUGAUGCGACCAGCGACUACUCAUUGA
Messenger RNA from Penicillium olsonii, 612 nucleotides. The record is from the annotation of a GenBank genome assembly. NCBI's taxonomy places the organism in Eukaryota, Fungi, Ascomycota, Eurotiomycetes, Eurotiales, Aspergillaceae.